Molecule: messenger RNA, 1167 nt
Organism: Salvia splendens (bonfire salvia)
Lineage: Eukaryota; Viridiplantae; Streptophyta; Magnoliopsida; Lamiales; Lamiaceae
Product: probable receptor-like protein kinase At1g33260
Exons: 2
Coding region: 158-1129 (323 amino acids)
Biological process (GO): protein phosphorylation
Cellular component (GO): plasma membrane
Molecular function (GO): ATP binding; protein kinase activity
Source: RefSeq, a predicted model, not a curated record
GCAACCAUGAUUUGCAGGAAUCCACACACAAUUUCUUGUCUGUGGGAUCAUUAGCCCCCUUCCUCGUUUGUCUUUAACAAUUUCCUAGAAAUUUCCUAAACCAAACCCAUUUAGGAGUAUUUAUUAAUAUUGCUACUAAGCAAAGUGAUAGUAAAUUAUGGGCUUUGUGAAGUUUCUCCGUCUGAAGCUGAGAGGGAGGAGGGCGGCGGAGAGGGUUGCAGCCGUUGAUAUUGGCGGAGAAGGAGAUGUCGGAGAUGCGAUUUUCUGCAAGUCCAUGGGUGAAGGAGCGAUUGUGUAUGCGUGGGAAGAGAUUAGGAAAUUUACGAUGGAUUUUGCAACUGUGAUCGGAUAUGGAGGUUUUAGUACUGUUUAUCUUGCUCAACUCUCCGAUUCGUUGACGGCGGCGGUGAAGAUCCAGUUUCGCUGCACACAGCGUUUGAAUGAAGCUUACAAGCAGGAAUUGGAGAUUUUGCUUCGAAUCAACCACCCUUAUAUUGUCAAGUUGCUUGGCUAUUGUGGUGAAGAUAAUAGAGAACAAGGCACAUUAAUAUUGGAGCACGCAGUGAACGGCAAUCUUCAUGAAAAGCUGCAUAAUUCAAUCUCAAGCCUCUCAUGGCGGAGAAGGAUGGCCAUAGCCUUCCAGCUCGCCACCGCCGUAGAUUAUCUCCACCAAAACUGCAUCAUCCACUGCGACAUCAAAUCUUCCAACAUCUUACUCGACGACAAGCUCAACUGCAAGCUCUGCGAUUUCGGCUCAUCGAAAAUGGGCUUCGCUUCACUAGUAGCCUCUUCCAGCUCGAGGAGCCGAGCAGCGAUGCUCGGCUCACCUGGCUACACCGAUCCUCACUACAUGAGGACGGGACUCACCUCCAAGAAGAGCGACGUGUACAGCUUUGGAGUGAUCCUGUUGGAGCUCGUGUCCGGGAUGGAAGCCCUCGACCCAUUGAGUGGGGAGAGGCUGACCGCGAGGGUGGGCCCCGCUCUUCGAGAUGUGGAGAAGGUUGUUGAGAUGGUUGACCCGCGGCUGAAAAGCCGCGGGGAUUUUGAUUGGGAGGAAGCUAAGGCAGUGGGCGAGGUGGCGGCCACGUGCCUUAGGCCAUCCACAACGCUGUUCCUAUACCGUUCCUAAACCGUUUCUUAAACCACUAUUUGAGGGCCCCACUGUAC